CGCAUAUCUUGGCGGUUCUUUCGUUUGCUCGUUGUUUCGUGGUAUUGUAGUUCCAUUACUUGACUUGUGUGCUUCCACGAAGGUAAGAAAAACUUCAUUCGGACAUAUGAAACUGCAGUAGAUUGGCAUAUAUCGCUACUAAUUGUUGGAAACUCGCAAAAGUUGCUUGAUUCAGGGGUGUAGCCAGCCCAUUAUAAACCUGUAGGACGUGGUGUACUAGUUUUGGUUUGAUCACUCUACCACUUGUAAUAAGCCUAUUAUGCGUUGUUCGGGUGAGCUAAAACGCUUAAGACCUUCAAGUGUUGCUGAGGUUAAUGCGUACUUGUCGUGCGUGCAAUUUUCAGGUGAUGUGAAAAGAAAAGGCAACCAGAACAACCAGUCGAAAAGCUGGGUACGCCCCUGCGAUACAUGAAAUACAAAUAUCCCUCCAAAUUCGAGAUUUCCUAUUUUAAGAAAAAAUUAAAACAAAUCAUAGAAUAAGGCUUUGUUCUCGUAAAUUCAAACUGCCUGUUUAAAUUACAAAAAAAGAGUCGUUAUCCUAUGAUUUGUUUUAAACUUUCGCGUAAAAUAAGAAAACUUUUUCUUAAAUUAAGAGAUUCGGGGGAAUCGUGAAUUUAGAGUGAUAGGACAGGGUGAGGUGAUAAGCCAGAAAAAGGAAAAGAGUUUCAUUUGAGUGGUCAAGAGGCCAUAUAAACUUAUUCUGUAAUGCAGACAGGUCUUUGAAGCAAGCUUUGACAGUCAAAUCUUGUGUUCACAUGGUAUUGGACAAAUUUUUUGACCUGCUGAAAAAUUUGACAGGACACUUCGUUCCCAUGGGAUUGUUCAAUAUUUUUGGUCUGUUCACACCAAACUUUGAAUGGUUUGGCAUCUAUAUUUUUGUAAGGUUAAGGUGGUUCUGUGUGAACAGAACACCCAAAUACCCAAAUUUUUAACUGGUUGAAAAUAUUCAUCCAGUGCCGCAGUGCUCUCGCUAGAUUUUAGCUUUUCAGUUAAGGGACCAUUCUUGACUGGUAAGGCCAAAAUAUACGCCAGAGGUGCACUCUCUUGGUGGGGAGGGGGCAUUCAACAGAAGUAAACACCUGAAAACAAAGAAAUAUUUUACGAAUGAAGGCUGCCUUUGCCCCUAGGGUCAAUUUAGUAAGACAAGUUGCAGAAGUUGCGAAUUAUCCCUGCUGGUUGAUAAAGUCUAGAAUUGGGACAGAAGCCCACAAAAGUAUUGUUACCCUGCAGUACUUCGAAAGGUACCAGUAAUCAGAGAGAAUAGCUGUGUAUAUUUUUUGUUUUACCCUAUUUACUUCCUUUUCUUGUGAGGAUCGGCUUGGAUCACAACUUGCGUGUUUUAAAACAACUUAUUUAAUUUUAGUAACUUUUAAGCAGCUGCACAGAGUAACUAAGAAGUGUUGCUUCAAGCGGUAAAUUUUACCAGUUACUGCCUGAUAAGGAGAACACUGGUGCCAUGUGAACUCAGCCUUUGGCUGCUUCAUAGUUUUAUCUUGCUGCUUAACCCUUUAAACCCCAAGAUCAAAAUUAACAUUCUCCUUUGUCGUCUCUAUUCAUUUACUAUAGAAGUAGUGGGGAGAAGUUGAUAAAAAUAAUCAAGCACUUUCAUCUUAUGGGAUUGUGUCCGUUAUGCUCAUGACCACUCUGUUUUACAAAGCAUUGAUUUUACAAGGAGAAAUUUGAUGCUGCUCACUCUUAGGGCUUAAAGGGUUAAGGGAAGUGUGAUGGGAAGAUGGGGAGAUGGCGAGGGGUGCUGAGAAACGAUAGGAUCCCUGUUCUAGUCAUGGCAAAGAUUUUCACAUUUUUUUAAAUUAGUGGAAUACUGGCUAUUUUGGAUUAGUUGAAGAAAACUUAGUAUUUUUAAAAUUACAAUCCCAGGCAUAAAGCGUUUUCUCAUGAUGUCACCGUGGCCAUAUUGGUGUUCCAAAACAAUAAAACAGCAACCAUGUUGGUGUUCCCAACAAACCCAGUGGACGUUGAACUCUUUUCUUAUGUAAACGCUUUCUUUUGGUCCAAUAAAUUUGCAUAGAUGCUGGCCCUGUGGGUAAAAAUGCUUUAUUACUUCAAACUUGGCUAGGUAGACCUGGUGUUUACAAGUGUGAAUGUACAUCAGUUUUACUCAGGUUCUUAGAAUCAUUCUUAGAUCUGGUAUAAACCUGUUAGUUUCAAAAAUUUAUUUCUCAAAUAAAAAAAAAUUACGAAAGUCUAACAAGUGAGGCAUGAGCUUUCAGAAAAUUGAUUUUCUGAGGUGUCAAUUGUAACGCCUAAGGUGUGAUUUCUGAUUAAUAUCACAGGCUCAAAAAAUCAAGAAUUGCAUACUACUGGCCUUCCCUCAGUAACUAGGAAUGAAAAAUGGAUUGGAAUUGACUUAUACUGAGAUUGUCAAUUUACCUUUAAAUUCCCAGCAUUGUUCAUCAAUUUUUCCUUGAGAUAUAGAGGUGGAAUUUUUUUGUAAUGCCCUGUAACUCCAGGCAGUCACCAAAAAAAUUCCAAAAUGUGCCCUUGUUGCUUGGACCUUGUGUUUUUUCGGGGCUUGGGAUUUAACCAAGAUACUUGGUAUUGUUACACUGCUGUGAUGCCAGUGGCAAUUGAUAAACAUCUGUUAACCCUUUAAGUCCCAAUAUCCACAUACAAAUUCUCCAAACUGAUCUCCAUACAUUUCCUUAAAAAAUGAGUUAAGAGAAUUUGGUAAAAGAUCAAGGUAUUUUCUCUUUGGUGAUCAUUUUAUUAAUUCUCAUAACCUAAUCUCUUAACAAUCUAUCGAUAGUGUUAGGAGAAUAUUGAUGUUGGACACCAUUGGGACUUAAAGGGUUAAGGCAGUGGCCACACUGCCUGUGGAGGCAGACUGUCUGAGUGCCUUUAAAAAAUAAUAGUAAUAAAUUUUAAUAAAUUCUCUUUCUAUUUAAGAUCCAAACAUUGUGGUGUGCUAUUUGACCAUUGGUUAUGACAUCUGAAAAUGCAAGCUCUUCCACUCUGGUGGCAAAUUCGUACAAAGAGGUAGAAAUAUCUUUAAAUAUUCAGGAACGCAAUGAGGGUGAGAAUCAGUCUAACCAAUUGCAGCCCAACAGUACAUCACAAGCAAAGGUCAAGCCUUAUAAAUGUGACGAGUGUGACAAGUCUUAUAUGCACUAUACAUUUCUUGAUCGGCAUAGACUGCUACAUUCUGAAAAGAAGUUCCAAUAUGAAUGUAACAACUGUGGCAAGUGUUUUAUUAGCUCAGCAAAACUAGGGCGACAUUUGGCAAAACAUGAACAGAGUGAUCAGUCUUUUCAGUGUGACCAGUGUGAUAAAAGUUUUUCCCAGGCGGGAAAACUUGAGAAACAUAAACGUAGGCAUAGAGGAGAGAAACCCUUUGAAUGCAGCCAGUGUAACAAGCGCUUUUAUGAGAAAGGAACUCUCACUAAACACACAAAAGAGGUUCAUAGUGGAGAAAAACCUUAUGCUUGCACCUUUUGUGACAAGUCUUUUAGCCGACCGGAGGUCCUGAAAGUUCACAGGAGAACACACACUGGCGAAAAACCCUUUUCCUGCAGCCAUUGCGACAGAUCGUUUAUUCAGUCAUGUGACCUCAAAAGACAUGAAGUAAAACAUACAGGAGUAAAAGCUUUUAGCUGCGGGCAGUGUGGCAAGAAUUUUGCACGGUUAUCGUAUCUUCAAAGGCACAACAGAACACAUACUGGAGAGAAGCCUUAUAAAUGUGAUGUCUGUGGCAAGUGUUAUAGACAGAGAAAGGGAGUCCUAGCCCACAAAAAAAGAAAUCACUUUCAAGUAAUAGAGUAGUUAUCAUCAGUUACCUUUGAGCUUAAUUUUUGAUAAAAUCAAUGUAUAUCAAUAAUGGGAGUGCAGGGAGUAAAAGAUCCAGGGGCACCCAACGUCAAUUUGUGGAAAAUAUCUGUUUGAAAGACAAUUUGAGAUCUAGAAUUUUCGGAACUUGUGUUGAAAAAUUUCUUGCUUGCCUGCCUCUCCUAAGAUUUUCGAACAUUUAAAAAAUGGUAUAAUUGCCCAAUUUUAACAGAUAUUUACCCUAAAAGGCACCCUAGAAUUUUCUGGACCCUUUUUUCUGGCUGAAAUUUUCGAAAAGGUAUAUUUUUUCCCUAUAAUUUUCAGAUCACUAGACUUUCAGCCAGGAAAUCUGAACAGAUAAAAAAUUUUUAGGGGAUAAAAAUAUGCCUGUAUCUACCGUUUAAAUACUAAAAUACGUUCAACAAUGCCAUGUUUAAGUGGUUUUGAACUGUAUUCUCGUUGGUUGCCCCUGAAGAUCAAGUGCAUAAAGGUUAUUUGCAUGUAAUAUUACAGACAAUAUUAUUUUGGUACAAACAAGUCCAGUAUUGAAAGUGGAAAUAAUCCUCUCAGUUGAAUAAACAACCUAAGCGGUUGAAAAAGAACCUGCAAAAACCUGGGCUUUUCCAAGAAUCGAAUCCUGACCUUUGAGAGACCAGUCACAAUGCUCUACCCAUUAAGCUUAUGAAGCCAGCUAGAGACCAGGCCUUCCUGCAACUGGUGUUGCAAAGAUCAGGGCUCAAGUUCCAGUCAAACCUGAGUUUUUUUAGUUUUUUUUUGUCAACUGCGAGGAUCAUUUCAUCUUUCAUUAUUUUUUAUGCGCAGUUCAAAAUAUGAGUAACUUCAUAGAAUUCCAUUCAAGUCCAGAAUUAUCUGAAAAAAGAAAUCAAUAUCCCACCCACUUAAACCCUAAGUACCAAUAACAGUGAUUAUCAGAAAAUCAAGUCCAUACCAUACGGGCUUAAUAAUGUUACUUUAUGGAACAGCAGGUAUAAUUUACCAAAAAUUAUCUUGGGCGUUACUUUCUGUGCACCCCAAAUAAACUUGAGAAGGGAAUGAACUUAAAGCUUUUGCAAUGUCUCAGUUUUAAAUGUAGGUUUGUUUUGUUCUAAAACUGUCCCAGAAAAUAGUUAACAAAUUUUUGUGUUGCAAUGCGAUGUAAGAGUUUCAGUUUAAGGGAAAAGGAAAUGAUGAUUAUUAUACAAACCGUAUUUCCCUGUUUAUUUAAUAUUUUACACUGUAUGCUAUUAUAUGUGUUAUCCCAGUGUUGAUUUCAAGUUUUGACUUAGAGGAUCCUAGUGUUUGAAACUCCAGUCUAAUUUCGAGUGCAUUAUGAUUUAUCUGUAAAGAAGAAGGGGUUAAUAAUAUUUGUUACCACGGUCACCAACCUUGUCCUUGGUUUUUCAACAGUAAACUACAAAAAGGGUAAAUAUAUCCGGCCACAAAUUGAGGUGUUCACGUACAACUUCCCUUUUACAGACUAUAAUACCCCGUGCUUGUUGCAGAAAAAUUGCACUUGUAGUUUUUUUGUCACAUUCGAUAAAUUUAAAAAAAUUUCUUUUGUUAAGAAUUUUUGUUUGCGUUCUUUUCUGACGAAACCUGGGUCUUCGACUCUCAGUGAAAGGAUUAUUUAAGACUAGGGUGGGGUCUUUUGAGGUGCAUGACUUGGGUAACCCUUGCCGUUCCACACUUUAGUGUUAUUGGGAAGAAAGUGUUCGCAAUGUCACCCUUAGUACAGUGUAUUUAUAUACUUGCGCUGGUUGAUUUAAGUUGAAAGGACGGCAUUGUCUUUCACUGAUUCUUAUAACGCUGGAAUUUUCGCCAGUUUAGGUAAAGAAUACAGGAAACUCAGGAGACUGAGAGAGAGUUCGUUUUCUUUAUGUCGCUUCCUUGUAUGGGGUUUGGCUCAAUUCUGGACUUGAUAACUUCUGCAUCAUUAUGUGGUGGUUGUCUAGUGGGUUUAAUGAAUGAAAGAUUUGAUGAAUUAAACGGUUUUUAGUCUAAAAAAAAUUAUGCUUUUUCUAUAUCCAUUACUGAAAAAAAAGGUUUCCUUUAUGAACCUGACAUUCUUGGAAAGAAACGAGCAACAUGAGUUUCACUCUUUCUCCCAUGGAAAACGCUCUGCAUUCCUUUCAAUAUUUAUUAUGUAUCGUUCUUUAUAACAACUAAAUCCAUUUGAUCGUGCAUAGAGACCCUCUCACUACCCCUCCUUACGAAUGAAACCAGCGGCUCCUGUGCUUCGGCUUUCUUUCCCGACUUUCGUAUCUAAGAAAGUAGCGCUACGCAGGCCCUGAUCAUAUCAACACCAGCGCUAGACUUUUUAAAAGUCCUUUUUAUUUUUUUUCCUGGUUAGUUAUGCCCUUCGUCGCUCGCUCGCCGCUCAGUCGCUGUGCGACCUCAUGAAUGACAUGCAUUGAAGCUUGCUAGCUUCUCUCACUUUUAGAACUUGUGAAAGGUCGACUUGUAGCAAGUGUACUCCAGCGCUUGAAUUAAAUCGUCACUCUUUUGCGACUGUGCGAUCCAUACCAUUUCUUUUAUCUAUCUAUCUGUCUAUCUAUCUAUCUAUCUAUCUAUCUAUCUAUCUAUCUAUCUAUCUAUCUAUCUAUCUAUCUAUCUAUCAAUAAAUCCCAGACCCCACUCAGAUAUCUAGGCGGUGUUAAGACUGCUAUAAAGAGGCUGGGAACAAUCGAAUGUUGCCUGAAUGGAACUGCGCACGCUCAAGCGCAUGUUCAAGAUGGUUUUCGAUGACACAAACUGGACGUGAUCAAUACUGCACGGAAUUACUUCGUGAAAGGAAAUCUUAAUUUGGUUAGAAAAGGCGACCGUUUGAAUUUCAAGAUAAUGUUUCGAAGUGGCUUUCGUGAAUUUGAGGACGAUCCAUUCUUCAGGUUAGCAAAACGUCGUUAGAAUAUUGGAGUGUAAUGGAGAGACUUGUUUAUAUACUCGUUGCUGCGUAUUGAAUUGAAAGGCUAAAAUUUGUACAGUAUAACUGUGUAUUUCUUGUUUACUUGAUAUUUGUAAGUUUUAAGCCAUUAUGUUCAUGUGGCUCGAAGCACAUAGUACGUCUUGUUGUUCUUAAAGCCACUGACGAUAGAAAAGCGAUUAAAAAGGAAUUGCAUAUUUAUCCGCGUAUCCAGCUGGAUACAGCUUGGAAGUGACAAGGGUAUUCUGCAGUUUCUUCCUUCGUGUUUGUUUAGUAACAGUGCUCACAUUCUUGUUUAAGUGAUAACGAUAUGUAUAAUGCAUGUUUUUGCCACUGAAGAAGUUAUAGGCUUAUUUCUAGUAAGCUUAUUAGCCAAACGCCCUCAGUUAUAAAAAUGAAAGUUUUGGGCGUUUAACUCACAGUACAGCUCAGAGGUAAGCAACUAUAUUAAUGCACUUCAAUUGCAUUCGACAAAAGUCUGUAAAGGCAGGUGCAUUAAUCUAAUUUGCUUCAAGAACGGGUUUGCAGCAGAGCUGUCAUUAAGGGCCACAACCUGUAAAACCUGUUACAGCUGAGCUCACUUGAUGUUACGGAGGAUCAAAGUGGAAAGCGAAAGAUAACACUAUAAAUUUUUUUGAGAUGUUGCGAGUGAAUCUUCAUUUGCUACUGCUGCCUUAAAACCUAUUGACAACCCUGGAUUAGAAUAUAUGAGCUAGUGUGGAUUAGUAUGCAUCAAAUAUGUGUGAGAGCUAAAAUUGUGUUUUUCAAACCACGUGGCAUUAAAUUCUGCCAAGUUUGGCUUUUCAGACCACUGCUAAUGUGGUCAUUUCAGUUACAUGUAUGAAAAAAAAAGUGCUUUUUUUGAGUGUCAAUGUAUUUAGCACAAAAGCGCUAAUUGGGCCGCCAUUUUACGUGGUCAUCCAAGCCACGUGAAGGUCUAGCCAUUUGCAGGGCAAAGGCAUUACCUCCAUUUCUCAGUCAUUUUAAGACCCUGAGUGUUGGUCCAGUCCCAGGAAUUGAACCUGCGACCUCACACUCUCCAGUCAAGCGCUCUACCGACUGAGCUACAGUGUAAUCCUGCCACUAGUGUGGUUAGACUCAAUUACCAGCCUCUGUUUGAGAAAUGAGGCUACGUUCCUUCCCCAUCAAGACAGCUGGAUGUGUGGGUUUGCUAUUGGCAAUUUCCACCAACUAUAUUGUUGCCUGCCCAAAUUGAGCAGGCAGCAUGAAUUCUUUUUUCUGGAGCAUAUUUCAAACGGCAAAUGCAAACAAUCAUUAUGGUUGAUGUGGAGUGUAUGGCUGUCAUUAGGGGCCGUAGCCGUAACACCUGUUACAGCUGAGUUCAGUCGUUGUUACGGCUGAUGGUUGCUGCAUAAAAUUAUUUAAUAAGUAUGUUCAUGGACUAGGACAAAUUGAAAUUUUAUUAAUGAACAAUACCUUCUAAACUAAAUAUGAUUGUUGCCUUAUGCUUUCUGUUUCCUUGAUUCCAAGACGUGUUUUUACAAACCAGACCUUCUCCCUUCAAAACCUUACAUUUUACCGGUUCACUGAGCUCUCUUCAAUUUUUGCGUGUGCUAAUCUGUAAAUCGGCAAAUGAAUUGUGUAGGGCAUGCUCAUGUAUCUUGUUUUGUCAGGGAUCAUCAGCAGAGGAUGGCUGUUUUCAAUGGAUUUGGAGAUCCUUUUUCGAGCUUUGGUUUCCCUUCAACACGCCCUGCCAUUGACAAUGGAGAUCGACGUGAUAGAUCUCUUCGUAACAAUCAACAGCUAGCUCCCCAUGACAUGUUCGGCAGCAUGUUUGGCAGCAUGUUCGCAAACAUGAACUCAAUGAUGGCAAAUAUGCACCAGAACUUUGUAAGUGGAGCUUAUACAGAGAAGCUAACGGUAACCAUUUGCUCUAACACUGGGGCUGUACAUAAGAAAGCUUGCUUUCAUUAUUGACAGAUGCUUGAAAAAGGCCCUUAGUGAUUGCUGAACUUAUAUACAGUGUAAAUUUCUUCCCUUUGUUCCUUGGUUCCUAUAAGACAACUUGAAAUGAGAAUCUAGCAGUUUAUUUGAAGUAAAUUUGCAGGGUUGUCACUAAGAUUUCAAGUUGCCGGGUAAAUACAACAAGUAGGCAGUGAAUCAAAUGGCUAGGGAUUUCUUUUGGUUCUAUUUUUCUUCUUUUUUCCAAUAAAAGUAGCCGGGGGCUACUCUCUUAGUAGCCGGGGAAAAUCCCCGGCCCCCGGCUCUUAAUGACAACCCUGAAUUUGGGCUCUAUUCCGGGCACCUCUUACAAUUUAUAUUGCUUUUUUUAAAUUCAGUUACAGUUAACAACAAUUAUACUUAAUAAUAAUUAUGGUAAAAAUGUUUCAUAUUUGUUCAUUUUGCUCCGUAUUAGAUACAUUAAAUUUCUAGAGUUUCUCCUUUGCCCGCAGUUGAAAACCCAUAUUUUUCGUGUUGAUUUAUUGUUCAUUUUUGUACUGUGUGUUGUUGUUCAUUCAGGAGCGAAUGGCAAAUGAUCCCAACACAUAUAGCUAUUCAUCUUCAACUGUUAUGAGUUACUCUAAUGAUGGCAGAGGGGAACCCAAGUACUUCCAAGCAUCCAAAUCAACCAAGCGUGCUCCAGGCGGAGUAAGUUCCUGUAUAUGUUUUUGAAAUUUCUCUUCUCUCAGCUACAUGUAUAUGUUGUGGUUCAAUUUUAUCCUUGGUUCAAAUUUUCUUUUCUUUUGUUUUUGGGUAUGGUAAUGUAUGAUAAUAACAUGAUAAUGAGUUUGAAACAAAAGAAAAGAAAAUUUGAACCAAGGAUAAAAUUGAACCACAACGUAUACCUUUACAGUGAUGUGCAUGCUGUAGUGGUUUGAUUAUUUUGAUUGACACAUAGCAAUCUGACACCUUUCAACAUCAAAUCAGUUCUGUUAAUUGCCACAGAAUGAAUGAACUGUAGGCUUUUCGUUCAACACGUAUCCUCCUUUUUCAUGUUGUACUGGGUUCUUACAGAGUUGUGAAUUCUUGAAAAAUUCUGAAAUUUGCCUGGCAAUUUUUCAGAUGUAAAAAAGUAUAGAAAUUACAGAUGAAGUCUGGAAAAUGGUAAAAAGUCUUGAGGUUUUUUUUUUUCAAAGCUAUGACAAGUGCUUUAUAAGUGAAAUUUUCUUUUUAAUUUGGUCAAUUCUAAUUCAAUCUCAACCGUACGUUUGCAGUGCAUUGUAAAAAAAGGUUUGUUCCUGCAGUUUUUAAGGUCCUUAUUGAUCACCUAUUUGAUGACCUCGAGUGUGGAAAACAAACUUAUUGUUUUGGAAAAAGUCUGGAAAAGUCUUGAAUUUUGGAUCCAAAAAUCUGUACGAAUACUGAGCAUAGCCCCACCAUUUAAUAUACCAGUUAUGAGGUAUCAGUCUUGUUGCUUAUCUUGUGAGAUGAGCUUUGUUCCCAAGAAUGUUUGAAGGAGCAAUUUUAAAACUAUUGUUCAUCUAUGUUCAAGAGUAUCUCUAUUUAAAAAGUUUACAGUAAACAGGCACAUGCAUAAAACACGUUAUUUAUUUUUCUUGUUGUCGUUUAGGUGAAAGAAACCCAGCAUGCCGUGAGAGACUCAGAAUCUGGGCUUCAUCGGAUGGCUAUUGGUCAUCACCUUGGUAAGUUCACUUAUGAAUUGAAGAUUUUAAGUACUCUGUUGGAAUAGCGCUUGAAUAGAUCUGUCAUGUUGAUGAUCUGUCAUGUUGUUGGAGGAGAAGUUUUCAAACUCUUUCUUAUGCAGGGGUGGGAGGUAUGGUGACAAUUUAAAUUGAUGAUUAUUAAAUGUUUUCAUUUCUGUAUCCUUCACAGGUGAUCGUUCACACGUGAUUGAGCAGUCAAUGAAUAGAAGAACUGGUGAGGAGGAAAGAAAGCAGGAUUUUAUCAACCUGGAUGAAAGUGAGUGUUUUGAUGUUGUUCUUUAUGAUACUUCAUACAAAUUUGUAAACUUAAUGUUUCUUUUUUUAGGCCCCAUGAGUAUGGCAGGGGCGAGCGGGAGGGCGGGGUUUGGGGUACUAUUAGAGGUACGCCAGGCAGCAAAUGUUGUGCUUUUUUUACCCCAUUUUGUCCAAUUUUAGCCCUUUGAGUGUGACAAAGGUUCAGUUUUGAGCUACCAGGCUCUGGAACUGUGUAUUAUCAUUUGACUCUUGGGAACUAGCAUUUUCAGGGCUGAAAUCACGGUCUUUUGGCGACCAGCUGCAGAAAUAUAGUUGCCAGAUGCAAAUUUUUAGUUGCCAGUUUGUGUAAUCAAAAGAAUAUGUGGGAUUAGGUGAAAGUUUCUAAAAUCAUCAAUUGAUUAUCUGGUUGCACGGGACACAUUCACCCAAGUAAGUAGCAAAAUAGUAGAUAUGGGGAUGUUGUAUCACCUAGUGAAGUUUUUUGGAAUUCAGUUACAGAAAAACUGUAAUCAAUUCUGAUCGUCAAAACUUUUUGGGGGGGCCUGUUGAAAUGAUUCUUGGACUAGCACACAUAUGUGAUAGCUACAGCCUGCCCAAAGGACAAACCUUUUUAAAAGCUGACUUUCUUUGCACCCUGAUACAUGUAUGACAUUUGAAUCAUCAUUGAAUGUAUACCCCUGACUUAUAACAGACGAUGCUGCUGCUUUUGACCGAGAGUGGAGACAGCGAACAAAACAGUCAUCACAAGGGCUAAGAGAUAGGCAUCGCCCCCAUGUCAGAGCUCUUGGAGAUACAGGUACUUUCUUGGAAUUUGUCUGUACAGGGCUGACCUCGAUUUAACGAACAUCGAUAUAACGAAGUCCUUGAUAUAACAAACUAUUUUCUUUACCUCAAUACUGUAAAAGUAAAAAAUAUGAAAAAGAACCUCGAUGUAACGAAACCUCGUUACAGCGAACAAAUUUUGUCAGUCCCUUGGCCCUUCGUUAAAUCGAAGUUAAUACAGGUUUGACAAACCUAAGGGUUGUUCAAGAAAAAUAAGAUGGUGAAAGAGCAAAAUAUCUAUCCCACAACCUAAUGACCUAAAAGUGUUUGCACAGUUUGAGUUACCUCUGCUUGUGCCCAAAGAAAGGAAGUAAAAGCCUAAUCUCGUACCCAGAUCUCUUGUCAACAAAGCCAAGAGAACUGGGUAGGAGAUUAGUAAAAGAGAGGGUUGUCCAAUAGUCGGACAAAUUUAUGCAUGGCAUUGUAUUGUAUAGUGUUCACAUUACAAUACUGAUCAAAAGCAUAACAAUAAAGAACGAAGCAAAACAAUGAGAAAUUUAACAAAGUCAUGCACAAAUUUGUUGAGCAUUGGACAAGUAUGUUAAAAAAAGUGCUAAACGCCAAUAUACAGUGUAUCUGUUGCACUUGGUUUGUACAUCUUGUCAGAGUGACCAUUUAAUAAAAGUGAAGACAAUAAAAAAUUGAGUCGUUGGGACCUCGGAAAAGGUUACUGCGACCGCUUAACAGAGUUGACGGCUUAGUACAGGUGCCCGCUUAGUACAGGUCUGCAGGGAUCACACAGUCUUGAAAAGUCCUUGAAUUUUAGGGGAAGUCCUUGAAAAGUCCUUGAAUUCCGUUUUUCCUCGAGAAAGUCUUUAAAUUUCUCUGCAAGUCCUAGAAAAGUCCUUGAAUUUUCUUCAACUUUGAAUGUAGUGGCCUGGAAAGUGUUUUUUGAUGCUUUUUGGUUGUCUAAGACAGAAUAUAAAUCAUAGCUCAGAGAAUUUAAAGGUUAUUUAUAUAAAGUGCUCUAUGUUUUAUGCAAUAAUUAACUAUUAGUUUGAGACAAGUGAACUGAAGAAUGUAGGGAAGUUGGUGAAGCAAACAGUUAUUAGAAUAGACUGGGAAUGUGCAUUUUUGUACAAUCUGUGAAAUUAUAUUCCUUGAAGAUGGUCCUUGAAGAUCUAAUGUGAUCCUUGAAAAGUCCUUGAAAAAUGGUUGCAUUUUUUUGUAUGAACCCCGGUCUGUUUUACAGUAAUUAAGGGAAAUGAUUUCCUUAACUUUGUUAUGUGACCGCUUAUUAGAGGGUAAUUUACUGUAGUCUGGUGCUGAGUUUUUUUCGUUAACAUUGCUACAGAUCACAGAACCGGACACGCCCAUCAUGUCCGCCAUGCUGGAGUCGCACCUGCUGAGGAAGAGAGAAGUGUUCGACACAACAGAGUCGAACGGGAAAGGGACUGGGGCCAAGAGGACCAUGCUGGGGUCGCUGAGAGGAGCCAGAGAAAUAAAUCUAAACGUGAUAAGCACGUGAGACUGAACAGCCGGCCCGUGAACCGACACGAACCACGUUCCGACAAGCUGUAG
Messenger RNA from Porites lobata, 12927 nucleotides. Lineage: Eukaryota; Metazoa; Cnidaria; Anthozoa; Scleractinia; Poritidae. The record is from the annotation of a GenBank genome assembly.